UGGAAAUUUAUUGUUUAAUAAAAUUGUCAUCGUUUUCUCAUCUAAAAAGCACACACACACACACAGAUGGAAUGUCAGUCAUUAACAAGGGGGGUAAGCAAGAAAAUUUGUAAAAGGAAAGAGAAAGACGAUCGUAGAAACAGCGAUGUAGCUUGAAUGUAACAUUGAUGACGCUUUUAUUAUUCAAAAUAAUUUCUAUAAUCAUAUUGUUUCACACAUGGGAUAACUAUAUGCCGCUAGCCAUUGUACUCUAUAGUUUCUAAUAUCGAACGAUACUCUUUUCAUUUCUGAAACUCGAUGUCUUUAAAGUUUAAAGCUUUUGUUUUCCUUUGUGCUUAGUUCGAUUCAUUGUUAUGGCGCUAUGAAUUCCUUUGACGAGCCGCGUAAUUGCUCGUGGUAUUGAAUCGGGAGUUCACCAUGAAACUCGGUCGUGACAUAGUUUCUGAUCAACCUUGAACUAUUCUAGUCCGACCAUAAAUUUCCAUUUCCACUUGAUCGGCCCUAUCGUGCUGCUUAUUAAUUAUUAACAAAUCGCUAAACAUUUCGAGUCAAUACUCGAUUAAUCACGAUUAAUCUGUUGGCCCGUUCAAAUUUAUUAUCUCUGCAUAAAAUUUAUUGUCUACAACUGAUAGAAUCGAAUAAUAAGGGUUGACAUUGAUUAAUGGCCGAAUGGAUUUGAAUAUUUAAAAAUCUUCCUGCAUGCAAUUUCACGAUUACCAAGGAUUGCGUGUAUCUAUCGAGCCAUUCACCAAUUAUCGAGGGCUGCCACGGAAACCAAAACGAAAUCGUUCGUUAUUUUCGCGCAGGCGUCGUCCGCGUUGCGACGUCUCUCGCCAGGAGAAUGUGACCGUCGAAUGCUCUUCCAUUUGUUGAGCAAUUUUCUUACCAUUUGCACCUACCAUACACACUAAUAAAUCAUUUAUAUUUAGAAUAUUCAUUGAUACCUAAAAUAUAGCGAUAUUCGCCUUCCAUGAAGGUCACUUGCAUCCCCUUCUAACAUCAACGAAUUUUGAGCCACGUAGAAAAAUCAAAUAUCCGAAAAAUAUUCUAAAAACGAAGGAUGUCAAGAUUAUUAAAUUCUGGUAUCAUAAAAUUCACGAAUAAAUUUCAUACACUUCGAUGUAUUUGUUAUAUUACGCGAAUUAUUUAGAUAAUUUUUUUUAAAGGGUGUUUGAUCGAAUAAGUGAAAUAUUCGAAUUAUUGGAGGCGUUGGAAAGAAUGUUAUAGUAGCUUUCAAAAAAGGAAAACUUUAAUACGUAGCAGGUACCGGUACGUGUCCUUUUUCCCCAUCUUUCAGCCGGGAUGCCUACUUGUUGCGGGGUCGGCUGUUAUUGAUUAGUGGAGAAAGAGAGAAGGAACCAGAGGGAGACGAACGUUCCUCCACAGACAUGAAUGGCUGUGGUCCACAGAGCCAGAUUUUGAGCUUGACCCGGAUUCGUCACGCUGGAGUUCACGCUACCUUCACUUUCGUUACUCGCGUUUUAAGCAUAGCGUGAAAAAUCGAGAGUGAACAGUGGCGACCAGCCGAGCUCAGCUUCAUCGCUAUCAAACGACAUCAGGGGACGGUAUACUUAAGCAACUUCGAGCAAGGAAAAAAUAUCUCUUUUCAACCGCAACCAUCAAUCUCAAAAAUAAAACCAAUUCUCCAAAAUAGCCACAUCAAACCAUCAAACUAAAGAUCAAGCGUUUCAACGCAGUAACAUCAUUAUACAAUUUAUCUUCUCUUAAAACAGAUUCAAAUAAAAGCAGAGAAUUUUCCAAGGAACAGGUAGAGACGCCACGCUCAAGGAAACAAUUUCCUUGCGAACAAGGCCGUCAUCAAAUAGGCUAAUAUCCACGUCUGCCUGUAGGAAAUGCAAUUAACCCCCCAUCGGUCGCGUAAUCAACGAUCUCAGGAUACUGGUAACUAGGUGACAUUUAAAAAUCCGUGGGAAGAAAGGAGAAGAAGAAGAAGAAAGAAGGGAGAGGUCCUUCGGAGGACCUACGGGUCGCACAGGCGCAGCUGCGUUCCAGUCUCACCCCUAAAGAGGGUGUGCGAGUGCGCAAUGAGGGUUGGCCUGGCCCGAGGGAACGUAGGCUCGGCGCAGUCGAGUGGCUUUGGCCGAGUACGAGCGGCGUUUUCGCGUUUGUCGCUCGAGUUCCAUUCACGAAAACGACCUGUUCGAACAACCACCCCCUCGUGUGCCUGUCGGAGGAAGGGUUAAGGCGUGCUUGAGCCACUUGUGUCGGGUUGAAGUCGGGUUGAACGCGAGAAAUCGAGAGACAAGAAGGUCGAACCGCGGAUACAGGCGUGUCUCUUCCGUACGGUUGCUCGAUUUCACGUACCUCGACUGUCAGUAAGGGUACCUGGAAGAGGAUAAGGGGUAGCAGAGCCUGGAAUAGUUCAUUUUGGGUUAACGUACCACCGAUUCAUAUUUUUCUUUUCUUCUGUAAGAUCGCUGAUUGUUUUCUUCGAGUGGAAAGGAGAAAGAGAUGCUGUAGCGUGAACACCGUGGUAGACGGGUCGUUAUUACGCGUGUAUGGUGGAUUAUGCGUGAUCGUAGAAACGAGGAAGUGAGGUAAAAGUGUUUUUUCGGGGCAAAAGCGGGCCGGCGAGCGAGGGGGCUCCGGGACUCGAGCAACAGGAAAAUAUCAGCUCGAUGCCGGAGGCGUCAGGGUCAGAAGUGGCCGAUGAGUCGGAUUAUUCGAUUUUCGAGAAUAAGACCGGCUUGGCCGAGGACAUGAAGUUUCUGGCUAGCAUGCCGGAACUAUGCGACGUGACCUUCCUCGUCGGUGAAACAAAAGAGCCUAUUUGCGCUGUGAAGGCUGUUUUAGCAGCCAGAAGUAGGGUGUUUCAAAAAAUGUUUUACCAAGCACCCAGUCCACAACGUAAAAAGGAACCACCGCCGAAGGAAAACAAGAUCCGACUGUUCCUGAAAAGAAGCUCGGAGCCGCUGCUGAAUCUGCAAAACGCAGCGCAACAGCCGAAUCAACAUCAGACCGUAAUCAUCGAGGAAUUCGAGCCCGAUGUGUUUCGUCAGCUGAUCGAGUACAUUCAUACUGGAUGUGUGACGUUACAACCUAGAACUUUAUUAGGAUUGAUGAAUGCCGCCGAUUAUUAUGGAUUAGAACAGCUGAGAAAAGCUUGCACUGGAUUCGUACAAUGUUGUAUUACAGUGGACACUGUGUGCGCUUUAUUGGCGUCGGCAGAACGAUACAUUCAGUACAAGUGUACAAAAUCCCUGGUCCAUAAGGUAUUCGAAUUCGUCGACGAACAUGGCAACGAAGUGUUGAAUUUAGGAUCCUUCACACUGCUCCCCCAACAUGUAGUUCGCUUAAUCCUGGCGAGAGAAGAGUUACGAGCCGAUGAGUUCACCAAGUUUCAAGCGGCCUUGAUGUGGAGUAAGAAGUAUUGCGACAGCAAUCAAAAUCUAGAGCUGAAAGACGUGAUUGGCAAUUUCCUCGAGUACAUUCAGUUCCAUAAGAUCCCUGCGAACGUGCUGAUGAGAGAAGUUCAUCCUCUGGACUUGGUGCCUUCGAGGAUCAUAGUGAACGCGUUGGCCUAUCAGGCAGACCCGGCAAGCGUCGAUCCCGGACACCUGUCCCCCCACAGAGUAAAGCACCAGGACCGUAGUUUGUCGGUGCAAUCAUCUCUACAGGACCAAUUCGGCAGCAACACAUCGCUAAGCUCGACUGGGUCUGACGAGGGGUCCGACGAGAAGCAGCAUUCAGGUAAAUACGGCAUAGCAGAGCAGGAGAUAAGGGAGCACGAACGAUGGCCGAAGCAUCGCUCUUCCGAAGAGGAGGAUAUACAGCGGUUGAUCGAGCAACGGAGUCAGUAUCAAUCGAUGAGGCAAGAGGAUACGCUGCAACGACAGCACGAUGAACAGCUGAUCAGGAAGCAGGAGGAGGAGCUAAGGAGACAGGAGAUGCAGGAAGAGUUCGAGAGGAGGCAGAAAGAACUGCAAAAGAAGAAGAAGCAGGAGGAGGAGUUGAGAAAGCAAAAAGAGCAGGAGAAGCUGAAGAAGCAGCAGGAACAGGAGGAGUCGAAGAAGCAACAGGAGCAGGAGGAGCCGAAGAAACAACAGGAACAGAAGGAGCCGAAGAAACAGCAGGAACAGGAGGAGCCGAAGAAACAGCAGGAACAGGAGGAGCCGAAGAAACAGCAGGAACAGGAGGAGCCGAAGAAGCAGCAAGAACAGGAGGAGCCGAAGAAGCAGCAGGAACAGGAAGAGCCGAAGAAGCAGCAGGAACAGAAGGGACUGGAGAGAGAACAGGAAGAAGAGUUGAAGAAGACGGUGAAAGAAGUCGAGGAUGUGACGAAGAAGCAAAAGGAGGAAGAGAUUAAUCGACGGAGCCUAGAAGAAGAGAAGCAGGUGGAAGAAUUGAAGAAGCAGGAAGAAGUUAAAAAAAAGGAGGCUUCGAAGGAAGAAAAACAAGAAGCAGAUUUAGAGAAGAAGCAAGAAGAGGAGAAGGAGAAGGAGAAGAAGGAACAGCAGCUGGAAAUCCAGAAAGAAGAUGAAGAGAAACAGAAACAUCGAGAGGAUAAACGAGAAUUACAGCAACCGGAAGAAUCGCAGAGCAAAGAAAAGAUUGAAGAAGAAAACGAAUCAGAGGAACCAAGCCUAUCGAAUCAGGAAAAAUCACAGCGACAACUGGAAGAAGAGGAACGAAUAAGAAGGGAGCAGGAGUUACUAAAGCAGCAGAAGGAAAAGGAACAACGAAGAAUUCGCGAGGAAAGAAAACUGCAACUACAGUUGCAGGAACUAAAAACUCAAUGGGCAUCGGAGGAAUUAACAAUGUACAAGCAGGAAGAAGCCUUGCAACGACAGAUAGAGAACCUGAGAUACGAGGAGCAAUGGGAGAGUCGACAAUUCCAGCAGAUGCAGUUGUAUUUGGAAGGUCGGAAGCCUGAGGCGGAAAAGAAACCAGAAAAGCGGCAAACAACGGAACGAAAGAAGGCGGAAAAGAGGAAAGACGAAAGAGUAGAAAUUAGGGUACAUGGGGCGGAAUCCCCUAAACAGGAAGACCCCGCCGUAACUGGUUUCUACAUAAAGUUAGUGGUGAGGCAGGAAGGCAGGGCGAAUUUGGUUUGGUUGUUCAAAACGCACAAAUUUUAAAUGGUUCUCGAUUCUCGUUAUCCUCUACUCUGGUUUUAUACGCUGUUGACAUUUUAUAUAAUAAUUAACGAAUUAAUUUUCUCGCUGGAAGAGAAUUGUUUCAGAGUAUGGCUAUUCCUAUUGUUUGAGUUGUCUCGCCAGAGAUUUCUGUAUAACGAAUCGUUGUGUUUUGCGAGGAACAUUCUUAGUACAUUAACGUUUCUUUAUCGUUGGAACCGUAUACAGGUAUUUAUGAUAAACGCGGGGACGUUCACUCAUGGUGGUUGUUAAUAAAACCGAAUCUCCAUCUACAGUCAGUCAGUAAAAAAGUCCACCUCUGUAAAUGAUUGUAGACGAGGUACGUGCUCAUUAAAGUGAUUUAAUAGGUCAUACUAUACUACUACGAUAAUCGUACGAUUAUUUUAAGGAUACUCUUAAUUUGCGUAGUACGUGGGUUGUAAUUGAACGCGAAGAGUUAUUUCAGUAACACACUGCUCAAGAUGAUUAGAAAAUUGCGUACACGAAUCUAUUUAUUCCUAACGAAAUUUGAUUAUUUUCUAUGCUAAGUACACGGUAUCCUUUUACGUUUUCAGCGAUUGAUUUAUACGGAAAAAUUAUCGAAGGAACCGGCGAAGUAAUUCUCCGAUUGCUUCGAACAGUAUAUCAGCAUCAAAACGCAAAAUGUUAUCGAUACUGAUUUUGAGAGUGUUAUUUUACAACUGACAUCUUAACGACUACUUAUAUACGAUAAUUUACACGCGUUGCCUGCCUGUGAAUUCCCAACCAUUUCUUCGAUCUAAUCAUUAUCAAUUAUAUGGUGUCACGCGACGGCGGAGAACACGACUUUCGUCGACAUCAAUCAAUUCUCGCUUUCCCAUUAAACCACUACUUCAUGAUACUAUACUUAUUGCUCCGUCGACUUUUCUACUAUUCUCGUAUUAUUAUUAUGGCGAUCUACUAUCGCAGAUCGAAAAGGUCUACCCGAUUUUUUACCAAGCAUCUCGAACAUUCAUUCGAUCACUGCACAGGAAGAGGAGGAAGUAGAAGAUCUGUAUCGUUUAUUAUGAAAGAGAUUUUAACGUUCGUACGAAAUGAAAAAUAAAGUAUGCACAGUACGCGUAUAACUAUCGUAGACAUAUUUGCAAGAAUGAAGACCAGCAAAUGAGCAGCUAAUGAGAAAAUUAAGAAGUAUCUAUGUAGACGUUAUUGUUGAACUCUUUUACAAGGAAAAGACUACAAAUUAUAUACAUAUACAUAUAUAUAUAUAUAUAUAUAAACACAAGAGAAUAUAUAUACACGAUAUCUAUAUUUGACACUAUAUUAAAAAAAAAAAAAGAAAAACAAUUGAUAUCGCUUAUGGGCGAGGUGUUCGAGAGCUGUGGUCGAUGAUUUGACAAUGAUAAAUAAUUUCAUAAAUUGUUACUAGAAUCUUACUAUUAGUUCUAUGCUUCGGACUUUUAAAACGAAUGUUUGAAAUGUGAAAAUGAACGUUUCUAAAAAAUGAAUCUUGACAAUGAUGUACCUUCGAACAAAAAUCGACGUUCUUUCGACGAAAAUUGUCGAUUUUUAUUUGCCACGAUCUCUUAUUUUUCUACUUCAACGUUUUCAUACGACUUACUUACUUACUGUAUCCCGAAUAAUAUAAUUUCGCUCGCACGGAAAUGUAAUUCUGCUGUUACAUUGCAGCCGCUUUUUAUCACGAUUACGAUCGACAAUGAUAAAAGUACAGUACGGUUAAUAUACAACAAUUUUACACGGGUGUGAAGCUGUAUAAUCGUGCUGCUGACUCGCAUCCACUUGCGUGCUUGCAACGAAAAAUUGUUUAUGAAACUGUGAAUACACAAAGUAGUAGUAAGUAAUGUUUAACGUGCAACAGGAGGAAAAGUGUUUUCGACGGUAAUUUCGAAUCGUUCGAUUCGGCUAAAUAUUCAUAACGCGCUUUCAAUCUCGAAAGCAUUGCUGAUUUAAUAUUUUCUAUUCCAUUGCCACGCUGUCACGACUUUUCCUAUUUCAUACAACAAUCGGUGAUUGUGCUUUUCUUCAGUUCUCGAAAUUCUUUAUAAUUUCGAUUAUAGAAAGUAGUAAUAAGUAAUACGAUAGAAUAACAAAUUUCCAAUUGAAUUUGCCAAAAAUUUGUCAGAGCGACAAAUAGCGCUACGAUAAAGCGGAUUAUUCGAUUUCUUGCUGUGAACAUUCUUCUUCCUAACUGCCGCACCUAAGCUAAUCGUUUAAGCAGCGGAGACGAAGCGGACUAUCAUCUAUUAAACGUUGUUGAUCGAUGUAAUACUCAGCAUUGGUACAAAGCAGAACGACGGAUCACUUGAUUCGCCUAACGCUAAACCCUUCGUUCAUGCAGACGGGAAAUGAAACUAUUUGAAUCUCGACGUAAGUUGAUUUAUAUCAUAUAAAAAUUUAUGCCGAGUUAGUUGCUACCAACUCGUGAAACGAUGCGCAAUUUGUUCGUAUAUUGCAAUCAAGCAAACAAACGGUGUACCUAUGUAAAUUGUAUAAUAUUGUGAUUACCAUUCGUAUCCUCUAUACUAUCGCGAAAUUUCUUCGAAUAAGUAAUUUAUUAAUUACCGUAUCAUUUUCCGAGAGUUUCUCAGAAUUGAAACUUCCUAUCACGAGUUAAUUUAUCGCCAAUUAAUAUCAUCCAAGAUUCCUUCAUCUUACUCUUUGUGUAUUUGAACAGUGGCAAAAGAAUCGUUCGAUACUUAAACAAUUCUUUGUUAUUUAGAUUUAUAACGACAGUAUUAAAAUACCUCGUGUCGAUGAUACAAGAUCAUUCGAAGAGGAUUUUGACGAUAGUCUCACACUGUAUGUAUCGUGUACAGUUUGCUGGAACGAUUUGGCACGAGCGCGAUAAUCAUGCUUAAAAUCAUCAGUGAAAAGAUACGAAGCAAAACGAGGAUCUUGUGUUAACGAUAAUAAAAGAGCUAAUUGUUGAUCUGUGUGAAAACUUGACGCAAUUUCCUGCAACCACUAGAACGCAAUCGAAGACGAAUUUUAAGUUUAGUCAUCGAAGAGGAAGUACUACUACUAAAAAUAUAAUGAUUUCAAGAAACUUGAAACCUCGCAAGCACUACCUUUUCGUUUAAUACUUCAAACUAUUUGGAAUCGAAGAACAACACGGCUGAAGCAUCGUUAUGAUCAUGAGCUUUCCACGAAUCUUUUUCAUAAUCGUGUCAGACGGUCGUGUAUCAUAAUAUCGCAUAAUUAUUAAACAAAUCUACGGAAACAAGGAGAAGGAAAAUACCGCAUCGAUUUCGUCGUUCUCCUUUCGUACAGCGUUGACAAUACUUUAAUCGUACGACACAUAUGUUCCCUAUCUCAGGCUAAACGUAAAAUGAUAAAAGUACAUAUAUAGAAUUAUAAUAAAAUAAUAGAAAAUCGUAAUCUGUAAGUGUACUACUGCUUUGCCCAAAAAGGUUGUGAUUCACUGGGUUUUUUUUUUUUUUCACUAAGGAAACAUUUUCACGAGUAAGUAACAUUUUCUCCAUUCACAGACUUGUAAUUAACUAAAUAUUAGUUAUUUUCUUUGCAUCGAUACGAUUACUACAUCAUUCUAAAUUUGUUAAUCCUCCACUCAAAUUAUUCUGUACAUUUUAAAAUAAUUUACAUACGCUUCGUGCGAGACUGAUUCCACGAUUAACUUCUGCUCAAUUUAUAUCGUUUAUUCAUUUCCCUACGAAAAAUUUGUCUUUAUCUCUAUAUAGUCUUUCAAUAACAACAGCAUUGGAAAAUCGAGGCAUGAAAAUCGAUGUCACACCUUUCUCGACAACAAACAUUAAUUCAGUGAACGAUGAAAUUGAUUUUUCAAGAGAAAGUAUUCGACGAAUUAUCAAACACACUUUGUAUAAAUCACAAAAACGACAAAUACACCGAAACAAGAGAAAAGAUCGACAAACGUAUAAAAUAUUGUUGUUUAUUCGACACGAUGAAAUCUUAUUUCUGCCAAUAGCUGUAAGAAGAAAACUGUUCGAUAGAACUGUACAAAGCUCAGUGGUAUUUCAAUGAUGAACAGGUGUGGAGGAAAUUGCACGUUGUCGAUGAUAAUCGCAUAAAAAAGGAGAACAACGGAACCGGGCAUCAAACCGUGAAGCUAAAUCGCAGCCGUCACUGUCGGAGAAUUGUAUUUUACUAUCGUCACGUUGUACGCGGCUCAGUUGCAUAAGUGUCAAGAGUAUAUUUAUGAAUGUGGUGUAGUCUACUUAAUCAGUGUAUCGUUGUCUGUCCGUGCGCAUCGUUACUUCUGCUGUUUUGUACGUAAGGUGUGCGUAAAAAAAAAAAACAAAAAAUUAAUUAAUAAACAAUGAUAUGUCGUUGAGUAGCCUAAGGGCGUUAACUACCUGUUACAGUGUUACCAUCGAUCCCACCGAGAUUCAGUCGAUCCGAUCGAGACAACUAUCUUCUCAAUUUUUGUUUCGAUUGUUUCGUCAAAAUUUUUAUCUAAAAAAUGAUCCAUCAUUUUUCUACAUUCUGAAUUUUUCUACAUUCAUAAAUUUCAAGCAACUUUUGUCAAAUUUUCUUUCCAUUCUUACAACUUUCUGGCAUAUUCUUGUUAUAAGCGGAGAAACGUUGCGAUUCGAUCGAUGAGUUUAACGGUGAUCGGUGCAAUUCUAUCUAAAGUUCGAUCUCUAUCAUGUUGUGAUAUUCUGUAGCCAAAUGAGUUGAAAUAAAGGGAGAAGAGCGUGAUGUCAAGGAA
Messenger RNA from Bombus pyrosoma, 9783 nucleotides. Its product is annotated as trichohyalin-like. The transcript has 9 exons. The coding region runs from base 2640 to 5099 and encodes 819 amino acids. Gene Ontology annotation, molecular function: protein binding. NCBI's taxonomy places the organism in Eukaryota, Metazoa, Arthropoda, Insecta, Hymenoptera, Apidae. The record is from RefSeq and is a predicted model, not a curated record.